AUGACUACAGAACGUAGACCUUUGAUAAAAAAAGGCUCUUCUUCAACUGUUGUCGUACAAGACGAAGGGUCGAAUAAUACAUAUAAAACCAUUGAAGAAGGCCAAUUGAAUUCGAAUGAACAAGACUCUUUCCAAAAUUUGGGCAAUACUUCCUUGCCUAUGAUUGUAUUAUGUUCAAAUCUCUCGGUAUGGAUCAUGACCUCUUACAUGCUGAGUACUUCUGCUAUUCAACCAUUAUAUGGUAAAUUGUCAGACAUUUAUGGUCGAAAAUCAACAUUGGUGACCAUCAUCUGUUUCUUUCUUAUUGGAUCUUUGCUUUGUGGUGCAGCAGGCUCAAUGACUCAGCUGAGUAUUGCUCGUGCCAUUGCAGGUCUUGGGGGAGGAGGCAUUAUGACUAUGGCUUCUGUUGUUAUUCAUGACUUGGUGCCUAUGCGUCAACGAGGACAAUAUCAAGCUUAUGUCAAUAUGGCUCAAACAAUUGGUACGACAGUCGGUGCUCCUUUAGGUGGCCUUAUUAAUGAUACAUUGGGAUGGCGUUACUGUUUUUACAUCAAUAUCCCCUUUUGCUUGUUUAUUCUCUACCACUACAUCUACAAAUUAGAGAAUUAUAAUCUACAAGAUACAAAGGUAGACCAAAAGCUGGAACAGAUUGAUUUUGUAGGAGCAGCGUUGUUGUUGAUGGCCAAUGUGUGUUUUGUGACAAGUGCUUCUUUAGGGGGUAAUACUCGUCCCUGGGACGAUCCCUUAAUUAUUAUUCUAGGCGUGACUGCAGCUACUUUGUUUACUGCCUUUGGCCUCUAUGAAUUUUGUGGUGCCAAGUACCCUUUAAUCUGUCGUGCGUUGAUCAAGAACAGAAACGUGAUGGCUGUUUGUUUAAAUAACUUCUUUUUAUGUCAAUCUACCAUGACCAUGUCUUAUCUCAUUCCUCAGUUUUUCAUGGGUAUAUUGGGUUAUAACCCCUCUUCUGCAGGCUUAUGGGUCUUUCCUCGGUCUCUUAUGGUCGCCGUUGGUUGCUUCUAUUCAGGUCGUCGUCUUACAUUAACGGGUCGCUAUAAACACUUUAUCAAUGUAGUCAUGCUGGUUCAUGUCAUAACAGCUAUUGGUACUUGGAUGUGGAAACCAGGACAACCUCUUUGGUACUACCUUGCCUGCAUGAACAUGGAAGGCUUUAUCUUUGGUCUUAUUUUUGUUGCUACCAUGGUUGCAUUGGUAAUAGACAUUCAUCAUGAAGAGACAGCUUCUGCUACAUCGAUGAUAUUUUUGUUUAGAUCCACAGGCUGGUUAUCAGGCAGUACAAUUUCAGCAGCCAUUAUGCAAUCAAGAUUCAAAAGCUAUUUACAGCAAUCCAUGAAAGGACCUGAAGCAGCUGAUGUGAUUGAAUUUUCACAUUUGCAUUGA
Molecule: messenger RNA, 1398 nt
Organism: Gilbertella persicaria
Lineage: Eukaryota; Fungi; Mucoromycota; Mucoromycetes; Mucorales; Choanephoraceae
Product: major facilitator superfamily domain-containing protein
Exons: 6
Coding region: 1-1398 (465 amino acids)
Biological process (GO): transmembrane transport; basic amino acid transport
Cellular component (GO): fungal-type vacuole membrane
Molecular function (GO): basic amino acid transmembrane transporter activity
Source: RefSeq, a predicted model, not a curated record